AUGAAGAGAGUUCUCCCCUCUCGACUUCAACAACUCUGCCAUUCAAGUGGCAGCACGUGGUGCUUCCACCCAAACACAAAUACUCGCGCAGCCUUAUUCAGGUCCUCACUCUCAAAUCGGCAAGUCAUUGGAGAGGCAGCCUCUGACAAGAAUGAGAAGAAUGCUUCAACAACAGCUUUCGAAAAGGAUCAACAAGAAUUUCUAAAGAAUAACCCUUCUGUUGCAUCUGUUUCAUCAUACGACAAAUCUCCAAGUGCUGUUCGAAAAGAAAAGGAAAAAGAAAGUUCCUUCUUUGACAAUCCAAAUCCAAUUCCUAAUUUAAAUACAACAGAAAAGAUGGCAAACAAAAAUCCAAUUGGAUCCUACACUCCUGGUUCGUAUGUGGUUGGAUCCACAACUGUGGAAGAAGAUGACUCUGAUAUUCCAAGUCAUCAUAUGGGAAAACCUUUGGAUGGAGAUCCAAAUUUAUUUUUUGGAUUUGACGACGAACUUUAUGAGGAAACUUUGUACACCGAGAAAGACACAACUGCAAAGUUUCUUGGUAAUGAAACGAAUAAUAGUGGAAAAGGAUUGAACAACAAUUCUUGGAAAAGCUCCAGUAUCAACAAGGAUCAACAAAGUGAAAUUAAGGAAAAAACAAAGGAAUAA
Molecule: messenger RNA, 648 nt
Organism: Naegleria fowleri
Lineage: Eukaryota; Heterolobosea; Eutetramitea; Acrasida; Naegleriidae
Exons: 1
Coding region: 1-648 (215 amino acids)
Source: RefSeq, a predicted model, not a curated record